CACCGAGGGUGAUCAACAGCUCUUGGGGCAAUAUUUUAGCUUGUGAAGUCACACUCCUCAGGAACGGAUCGAGCCGAGGCAGACGAGUUUCGCGUCGGUUUCUGUUUCAUUAAUAUUAAUUGGCAAUCCACAACAAACAGCAAUGGCUCCGUCACAAGGCAGCGGCGCCCCCGCCACCGAUCCGGACGCCGACCCAGAAGCCGCCGGGGCCUUCGCACCGUCGCCAACCUCAUCGACGCACCUCAAGACGGGCGCUGUCCUCAACUACACCACCAUCAAUCCGACGACGCCAUCGGCCAACCACGGCGCCGGAGGGCCCCAUGACGAGUCCCCCACCAUUCCCGGGAUCGAAAACAAUGCCGACACGGCUCCCACGGCGGUGGAAGCCGCCCGCCUUCGCCGAGGGCUUGCCCAGCGGCACCUCUCAAUGCUGGGGAUCGCCGGGUCGAUUGGGACGGGCCUGUUCCUGGGCCUGGGCGGGGCGGUGCAGCGGGGCGGGCCGCUCGGGGCGCUGCUGGGCUAUGCCGUCAUCGGCCUGGUGGUGUGCGCGGUGCAGUUCGCGCUCGGCGAGGUGGCCGCCCUGAUGCCCGUCACGGGCUCCUUUGUGCGCCACGCCGAGGCCCUCGUCGACCCGGCCUGGGGCUUCGCCAUCGGCUGGAACCUGGUCUACGGCAACCUGCUGAGCAUCCCGAGCGAGGCCACCGCCGUCGUCGUCCUCGUGCGCUAUUGGUGGGAGGACGUCAGCGCCGCCUGGAUCAUCAUCGUCUUCGUCGUCCUGACCGCCGGCGUCGGCCUCGCCUUCGUGCGCGUCUUUGGCGAGGUCGAGUUCGUGUUUGCCCUCGUCAAGAUCCUGCUCGUCAUCUUCCUCAUCAUCCUCGGGCUCGUCAUCAACCUCGGCGGCGUCCCCGGCACGGAGCGGAUCGGGUUCCGCUACUGGAAAGACCCGGGGCCCUUUGUCGAAUACAUCGCCACGGGCGGCUGGGGCAAGUUCCUCGGCUUCUGGGCCGUCAUGACGGGCGCCGUCUUCUCGUUCGCCGGCGUCGAGUCGCUUGCCAUGGCGGCCGCCGAGACGACGAACCCGCGCGAGGCGAUCCCGCGCGCCUGCAAGCGCGUCUUCAUCCGCAUCGUCCUCUUCUACAUGCUGGCCGUCCUCGUCGUCGGCAUGCUCGUCCCCAGCAACGACGACCGCCUUGACGGCUCCGGCAGCACCGUCGCCCAGAGCCCCUUCGUCAUUGCCGCCUCGCAGGCCGGCAUAUCCGCCAUCCCGUCCGUCGUCAACGCCGUCGUCAUCACCUCGGCCUGGUCCGCCUCCAACCAGGCCUUGCUCGCCGGCACCCGAGUCCUGUACGGCCUGGCGGUCAAGAGGCAGGCCCCCGGCAUCUUCCUCCGGACCACUCCGUGGGGCACGCCCUACGUGUGCGUCCUGCUGUUCACGGCCUUCAUGUUCCUCAGCUUCAUGAGCCUGUCUGAAGCCGCCAUCACCGUCUUCUGGUGGCUGGUCUCGCUGACGGCGGCCGGAGUGCUCUUUUCCUGGUCCUCGAUUCUGUUCAAUCACAUCCGCUUGUUGCAAGCUCUGAACAGGCAGGGCAUCGACCCAAGUCGGCUACCGUGGCACAACUGGUGGACAAAGUACUCCUCGCCCGCCGGGCUGUUCAUGUGCGUCAUCAUCCUUCUCACCAGCGGUUUCUCCGUUUUCACCAGGGGUAACUGGGACUCUGCACAGUUCGUCUCGUCGUACUUGGACAUCCCUAUCAUGCUUACUGCCUUCUUGUUUUGGAAAGUUUUCAAGAAGACCAAGAUUGUGUCGCUGGACGAGAUACCUCUUCGGGAUGCCCUAGCCCGGGCAGACGACUACUACCCGGAGCAAACACUGAGCAAGAAGAGCGGUUGGAUAAGAGCAAUAAGCUGGAUAUGGGAUUAGAGUCACCAGUAGAACAUCGCGUCAGCCGCCUACACGUAAACCCAGAGUGGCACCGACUCUCGAUACGAGCGGUUAUCUAUACCCACGUUCUAAUGUCACCGGCGCUGAGUGCAUGAGAUGCCGAUACUAAUCAGUAGAUGCGAGUAGAGGCUUGUUAUCCUCUGAGUCUCGAGGCCAAGACUGCCAGCGCAUCAUCUGUUCCGGUCCACUGAUGUGUCGUCUAUAGCUUAUUUGUUGAACCAAGUUUUCAGGAUAAGCAUUUUCUUUUUUUCAUAUCAGGUUGCUCAGGCUUGGAAUCUGCCUAAGAUCAGCGGAGAAAGCCACAAGGAUCAUGCACGUUUGGUGUUUCAAUCGAGG
Molecule: messenger RNA, 2278 nt
Organism: Thermothelomyces thermophilus ATCC 42464
Lineage: Eukaryota; Fungi; Ascomycota; Sordariomycetes; Sordariales; Chaetomiaceae
Exons: 3
Coding region: 143-1921 (592 amino acids)
Biological process (GO): amino acid transmembrane transport
Cellular component (GO): membrane
Molecular function (GO): amino acid transmembrane transporter activity
Source: RefSeq, a predicted model, not a curated record